Molecule: messenger RNA, 2424 nt
Organism: Parascedosporium putredinis
Lineage: Eukaryota; Fungi; Ascomycota; Sordariomycetes; Microascales; Microascaceae
Source: the annotation of a GenBank genome assembly
AUGAGGAAGAGCACCAUCCUAUCAUCAUCGGCGGCCAACGCGACCACCGUUUCAACGCGCGCAUCAGAUCCUGCUUCUCACUUCAAAGGCAAAGAUAUCACUGACGACGCUGCUGCAAGGGACUCGGACGAUGCCGGCGAUGAAGCUAAGGCAUUCUCAGGAGAUAAUGAGGACAAGUAUCGCCUCACUUCUGCACCAGCUCCUCCAGCAAGAAAGAUUUCUGAACGCAAGAGGAUCGACGCGGCAACUUUUGAGACGUGGCUGCAGAAGGAAGAAAAUUCCAAAACCGUGAAGAAGCAGCGCAUGGAAGUUCGGGAACGAGCUGGAAGAGGACCAAAGGUGGACAAGGUGGCCUUGGUGGAUCAACAGUGGUCCGCUCUGGUUGCCAAUCUCCCUUACCCUGUAGCCCGCUUGUUUGGCAGGGAGCUCGAGGGCAAAUGGACCGCUCAGUUCUGGAGAAAGACUUUUGAGGAGAAUAAAAUCAAUCUGCUUAUCAUAGACGAGGCCCACCACGCAAAGAAGAACCACCCUUAUGCCCGUAUCGUCAUAGAUUAUUAUCUCAGGGAAAAGGAUUUGCAAGAUAGGCCUCGCAUACUCGGAAUGACGGCCUCCCCUGUGGAUGGAAAGGCUGACAUCCUUGCCUCGGCCAAGCACCUAGAGUCCCUUCUUCAGAGCAAGAUUGCCACAGUAUCUUCAGGUAGGCUGGGGGACGAGAUGGGCAUCAAAGUCCACGAGGAAGUCGUUCAAGAGUAUAAGAAACUGGAGAAACGCUACGAUACCAGACUCUCUCAAAGCCUGAAACCCCUAAUCAAAUGGAACCCCAUGUUCCAGAAGCACGCCGCCUUUUCGACUCUGUGCACCUACGAUCUCGGUCCCUGGUGUACAGAUCGGUUUUGGAAGCGGUGUUUUGGAGACGGCGAGAUGGGCCAACUCUUGGCUAAGGCGGAGGCGGUGGCCCAACAAACGUAUGGCCAGAUCCCAUUCCUUCCGGAGGGCAAGGAUGCGGUCGGGGUCAUUCACGAACUCCGCGAGAUCGUCCGGGAUUCACCCCUGCCGCCUCUGAAGAAGACUGCGCUGGAUCUCUCGUACAAAGUCCUUCGGCUUCUCACAACUUUGGAGGACUACUUCGCGAAGCCUAGCGACCACAAAUGCAUCAUUUUUACGGAGAGGCGACGUACGGCGGUGAUGCUCGCGGAUGUAUGCGAGCAGCUGAGAGAUCUCUUCCCGGCCCUACAGGUGGGAUUUCUAGUAGGGGCCGGCGCCGACCUGAACCUAGCAGGUAUGACGUACCAUGAGGCCGUGUGCACGAUUCACAAAUUCAAGACCGGCGAGAUCAACUGCCUAUUUGCAAGUUCUAUUGCGGAGGAGGGCAUUGACAUCCCUGACUGCGACAUAAUAAUCCGCUUUGACUUGUGCAACUCCAUGAUUCAGUACAUACAAUCAAGGGGUCGGGCCCGACAUCAAGAGUCCAAGUUUAUCAACAUGGUAGAGGAGUCCAACCACGCUCAUUUGGUCAAGCUCAAGCAAAUCUCGCGCGAUACCCGCAUCCUUCGCGACUUUUGCUCCAAGCUUCCAGAAAGCCGCCGCCUAGACAUGGGGCCGGAUCGUACGGCCAAUUGGAAAAGCGACUCGGGGUUCGAGUCGUUUACGGUGGAGGAGACGGGGGCCACCCUGACGUUUACGCAGAGUCUUGUGGUCCUGGAUUCAUUCGCCGCCAGCUUCCAGGAGCCCGGCGGUCCUAUUAUCACUCCUCAGUACGCGGUGAUGAAGAAUGGAAAUGUCUGGGUUGCCCAGGUAAAUCUACCUGAGAAUUUGCCCAUCCAGUACAAGAGGGGACGCGAGCAGAAUAGCAAGCAGGCGGCCAAGUGCUCGGCGGCGUUUGAGAUGUGUCUUGACCUGAUCAAGAGGCAGUUCAUCGAUGGCCACCUGCAGCCGUACAUGAAAAAGAGGCUUCCUGCGAUGAGGAACGCUCGCCUGGCCGUGAGCGCGAAUAAGACGGCCCAGUACAACAUGCGACUCAAACCUAGCCUAUGGGAUAAGCUGGGCCGACCGAAGAGGCUCUACGGAGUCGCUUUGACGUUGGAGACGCCGGCAGCUGUCGGUCGGGGGAGCUGUCCCCUGAUUCUCCUCUCACGGUGGAAGCUCCCUGACUUGCCAGAUGUUCCCCUGUUCUUCGGAGCCGGAAAGAAGUCGGUGGCGCAGAUGAUUCCGCUCAAGGGAUCCUAUGGGCUUUCUAAGCCUCAUUCCGACAGGGACCUAGAGGAGUUAGUUAACUUUACUCUCAGAAUCUUCAAGGACGUGUUCAACAAGGCGUUUGAUGCGACGGCGAAGGAAAUGCCGUAUCUUCUUGCGCCGAGCCGCUUCUCACACGCAUCGGUCUACUACCUCGAGCCGCAUAUUCGCGACACCAUCAACUGGGGGUGA